GCGGGCGCUGAGACGGCCGUUUCCUGUCCUGGUGCAUGGUGGUCGGACGGAGGAAUUGUUGGAAAAUUUCUCAGCGAGAUUCAGAAUGACCAUUCUUUGAAUGGAAAAUCUCAUGUUUGCAGAAGGAACUGGAAUCCAGCAGAGGCUCGUGCCAAGGUGGUAAUGGGGAGGAAUUGAUUUUUGCCCUUUCUUGCAGACAGGUAGACAAUGUUAUUAGCCCAGAUAAAUCGAGAUUCUCAGGGAAUGACGGAGUUCUCUGGAGGAGGGAUGGAAGCUCAGCAUGUAACUCUCUGUUUAACAGAAGCUGUCGCUGUACAAGAUGGAGACAACUUGGACAACAUGGAAGGAGUGAGCUUACAGGCAGUUACUCUUUCUGAUGGAUCCACUGCCUAUAUACAACACAAUUCAAAAGAUGGCAAAUUAAUGGAUGGUCAGGUGAUACAGCUGGAAGAUGGUUCAGCUGCUUAUGUCCAACAUGUUCCCAUGUCUAAAAGUAGAGACAGUCUUCAUUUAGAAGAUGGGCAGGCAGUUCAGCUUGAAGAUGGAACAACAGCUUUCAUUCAUCACACUUCAAAAGACAGUUAUGACCAGAGUGCCCUGCAAGCAGUACAACUGGAAGAUGGGACCACUGCUUACAUUCACCAUACUGUACAAGUGCCACAAUCAGAUACUAUAUUAGCUAUUCAGGCGGAUGGCACAGUGGCAGGUCUUCACACAGGAGAUGCUACUAUUGAUCCAGAUACUAUAACUGCUCUGGAACAAUAUGCAGCCAAGGUGUCUAUUGAUGGAAGUGACAGUGUUGGUAGCACUGGGAUGAUAGGUGACAGUGAACAAGAUAAAAAAAUGCAGAUUGUCUUGCAGAGUCAUAGCACAAGAGUAUCAGCUAAGUCACAGUCAAGUGGAGAUAAGGCUUUUCGCUGUGACUAUGAUGGCUGUGGAAAAUUGUACACUACUGCUCAUCACCUUAAGGUACAUGAAAGGUCACACACAGGAGAUCGGCCAUAUCAGUGUGACCAUCCAGGUUGUGGAAAAGCAUUUGCAACAGGUUAUGGAUUAAAAAGUCAUGUUCGAACUCAUACUGGAGAGAAGCCAUAUAGAUGUUCAGAAGAAAACUGCACAAAGUCAUUCAAGACUUCAGGAGACCUGCAGAAACACAUAAGAACGCAUACAGGUGAAAGACCAUUCAAGUGUCCCUUUGAAGGAUGCGGUAGGUCAUUUACAACAUCUAACAUCAGAAAGGUUCAUAUCAGGACACAUACAGGAGAAAGACCCUAUUAUUGUACAGAGCCAGGGUGUGGAAGGGCAUUUGCCAGUGCAACUAACUACAAGAAUCAUGUGAGAAUACAUACAGGGGAGAAGCCUUAUGUAUGUACAGUUCCUGGCUGUGAUAAGCGUUUUACAGAAUAUUCUAGUUUAUAUAAGCACCAUGUGGUACAUACACAUUCUAAACCUUAUAACUGUAAUCACUGUGGGAAAACAUACAAACAGAUUUCUACCCUUGCAAUGCACAAGCGAACAGCACACAAUGAUACUGAACCAAUAGAGGAAGAACAAGAAGCAUUUUUUGAGCCGCCUCCAGGUCAAGGUGAAGAUGUUCUCAAAGGAUCUCAAAUAACAUAUGUAACAGGUGUUGAAGGAGAGGAUGUAGUUUCUGCACAGGUUGCUACUGUGACUCAGACAGGGCUGAGUCAACAGGUGGCACUUAUUUCUCAAGAUGGAACUCAGCAUGUUAACAUAUCUCAGGCUGACAUGCAGGCCAUUGGAAAUACUAUCACCAUGGUAACACAAGAUGGCACUACCAUCACAGUCCCUGCACAUGAUGCAGUUAUUUCUUCUGCAGGAACACAUUCUGUUGCAAUGGUCACCGCAGAAGGCACAGAAGGACAACAGGUUGCCAUUGUGGCUCAGGAUUUAGCAGCUUUUCAUAGUGCUUCACCAGAAAUUGGACAUCAGCAACAUGGACAUCAACUAGUCACUGCAGAAUCUAGACCCGUUACUUUGCUGGCAACAUCCAAUGGAACGCAAAUUGCAGUGCAGCUUGGAGAACAGCAAUCUUUGGAAGAAGCCAUUCGAAUAGCUUCUAGAAUACAACAAGGUGAAACACCAGGAAUUGAUGAUUAACUCAUAGCUUGGCUAAAGGAACAAUAGAAUUCUAUUUUAUUUUUGUUCAACAAAAGUCUAUGCCAGGUGAAAACCAUAAAAUGUUUUUGCUCACUAGUACUGUGCAUAUACUUUACGCAACAGUGAAGAACAUUUAAAGUGUAUAAUGUUUAUGUAUAUGAACUUUGAGAAUAACUGAAUUCCAUGUUUUAAGAUUCAUUAUUCUCUACCCAGGACUAUGGAAUUAGGUUUUUGUAUUAAAUUUACUUGCUUAUAUUCCAAACCAGUCUAGAGAUAAGCAACAACCACAAAAGAAAUGCUGGAAUUAAUUUUAAAGUCAUACAAAACCAAUGAAGGCAUUAUUGAAGAUUUCAACUGUUUAAAUCAUAACAGCAAUCAUCAUUCAAAAAUCCUUUGAAAGUACGAGUUUGUUUCUUAUAUGCAGUUUUGAAUUUUGAAACCUUUGUAAAUAUUCCAUUUUAAUUGUGGUUCAUACACAUGUUGAACAUUUAUCAUCUUUAGUUUCCUCUCCCAUCUCACUGAUUGUAAAUACAGACAAUUGCCAGAACUGCUAUUAUAUUAUCUUUGAAUUGGAUUAUGUAUAAAAGAAAAGCUUUGGUUGUUCAAUAUUAAAGGAAGUAAAACUA
This is a messenger RNA of Candoia aspera, 2747 nucleotides long. It is a transcript of the gene ZNF143, whose product is annotated as zinc finger protein 143. The record is from RefSeq and is a predicted model, not a curated record. Gene Ontology annotation, cellular component: nucleus. Gene Ontology annotation, molecular function: RNA polymerase II cis-regulatory region sequence-specific DNA binding; DNA-binding transcription factor activity, RNA polymerase II-specific. Gene Ontology annotation, biological process: regulation of transcription by RNA polymerase II. Bases 208 to 2121 code for a protein of 637 amino acids. The transcript is spliced from 17 exons. Lineage: Eukaryota; Metazoa; Chordata; Lepidosauria; Squamata; Candoiidae.